UGGUAGCAGUUGUUAAACACUGUUGAACAGUAGCUAACUUUUGCUAUUGUAGCCAGUACGCGUUACUUUCACUUGUUUUUAAAAAUACUUUUGUAAUAAUAGUAAUUUCGACAAUUUCCUCUGUUUGUCGCGGUCAGGGCAUCCAUGUCAAAGUAUAAGGCAUAUGGAUACAAAGGCUCAUAUGAAGAGCGGGAAGGAAGAAGCUGUGUGCGCUACAAAUGUGGCCUGCCUUGUAACACCAUACAGGAUGUCUUGCACCAAAGACCAAACUGGAUUGAAGUUAAAGAUGAUGGUGAGUGGGACUUCAACUGGUGUGAUGUGGGAUGGCUGAGGGAGAAUUUUGAUCAUACAUACAUGGAGGAGCACGUAAGGAUAAACCACUUUCGCAACCAUUAUGAGCUGACUCGCAAAAAUCUUAUGGUGAAAAACCUCAAGAGAUACCAGAAACAGCUUGAAAGGGAGGUUGGUCGCAUAGAAGCAUCCAACUGUGAUUUUUUCCCUUGCACUUUUGCAAUGCCCAGUGAGUAUCAUCUCUUUGUAGAGGAAUUCAAUCGAAGCCCUGGCAACACCUGGAUCAUGAAGCCGGUUGGAAAAUCUCAAGGCAAAGGCAUUUUUCUGUUCAGAAAACUGAAAGACAUCAUAGAGUGGAAGAAGGAUGGUUCCCGCUCAGAGGAACAGAAGGACGGAGUUCAAGUGAAAAGCUAUGUGGCACAGCGCUAUAUAGAGAACCCUUAUUUAAUCAAUGGCAGAAAGUUUGAUAUGAGGGUCUAUGUGCUGGUCACAUCAUAUGUACCCCUGAAAGCCUGGCUGUAUCGAGACGGCUUUGCGCGCUUCUCAGGCAUUCGCUUUUCCCUCAGCAGUAUUGAUGACAAGUAUAUGCAUCUCACCAAUGUGUCUGUUCAAAAAACAGCACCUGACUAUGAUCACGAGAAGGGAUGCAAGUGGCAGAUGCAACAGCUUCGAAGAUACCUGACUGCAAAACACGGCAGAGAGAUGGUAGAAACCCUGUUUAAAGAGAUGGACAACAUCUUUGUCCGCAGUCUGCAGAGUGUACAAAAGGUCAUUAUUAAUGACAAACACUGCUUUGAGCUCUAUGGUUAUGACAUACUACUGGAUCAGAACUUCAAACCGUGGUUAAUUGAGGUGAAUGCCUCUCCGUCACACACGCCCAGCUGUCAGGAGGAUUACGAGAUGAAAUGCAGACUGCUGGAAGACACUUUGAAUGUUGUGGAUAUGGAGGGAAGGCUCACUGGGAAGGAGAAAAGAGUGGGUGGCUACGAUCUCAUGUGGAAUGAUGGUCCUGUCUACAGAGAGGAUGCCAACCUACAAACAUUUGGCAGCUCAGGUUUCACAGCCAACACACACCUAGGGUGUGUAAACGACAGAGAGAAACAGCUUCGCCAGCUUCUAAAACCAUUUCCAUGCCAAAGGAAGGCAUAAUCAGAUUGAGAUUUUCUACAACAAUGCUGCUACUCCAGUACUUAGUGUUAAAGAUUGAAUGAUCAGGGUGGCAUUGAGGGGUCUAAUUAAGCGGCCAGCUAUGGGGAAAUACAUCUCUAAUGCUUUACAGUUAUCUGUGCAGAUCUGAUGCUUAAAAUCUACUACAAACCAUGUAAUAACCCUACAUUACAUUCAACAAGAAAUACACCAGUACAGAGGGUUUUUCUUUUGAAUCCAAUAAUCAAUGUGCUUGAAUGGCAGCGUGUGUUUGCAUGUUUGCAUGCACAAUGUCAAUGACAAAAACACUUGUGAAUCUGGCACCAUUUCUUCAGGUGCUUCAAAGAAUGACCAACAGACCAGUGCCGCUUGUGUGCAAAACAUUUAUUUCUAUGCCUUACAAAUACUCGCAUUCAACAUUGAGAAAAUACUGUACAUACCACAAUCUUCCUGCGUGCAUGUCGAUGUAAUGUACACAUUUAGAACAACACUGCCACUCCAGGCCCCUUAUCUAUGGCUUUGAUAGUUUACAUAGAUAUUUAAGUUAAGAGGUGCAGUCAGAAUAAGUAGCACAUUUACAUUGGUGUCGUGUUUUCAUGAAUCAAGUGCACAUAGUAAUCACAAGAAACAGAUAAAAUACUCAUGUAAACACAGUGUCCUACAGACGUCAAGUAUGGGAUAUGGAGGUGAUAUGUAGAACAUUACAGCUUAGUAGCUAUGAUCCUCUGAACUUCCAUUGAAUCCUGGGAAUGACACAAAGUUACAUUCAGAUCUUUUUCUUUGCGUUUUUGUUUUUGUGCGUGACAGUGUAAACAGCAAUGAUGAUGGGGGGAAAAAAGAAGAAGAAGAAGAAGAAGAAGAAGAAGAAGAAGAAGAAGAAGAAGAAGAAGAAGAAGAAGAAGAAGAAGAAAGUACAAGUCAACCACAGCACUUCUGAUAAAUAUAACUAUGGCAUAUAAAAUUUGGAAAAAUAUGCAUUUACAUUCGUAGCAAACAUUACACCGUCUUCAAUGAUAGAAAGAGCUCAGCUCUAUGCAAAAUACAGUAUAUUAUCAUAACUACAAUUCAAGCUGUUCAAACAUGAAAAGCCCUUGUAACCAAAAAUUUAAAACCAAAUCACAAAUAUAUCUGGAACAGACCACAUUACUGCAGUACCCCACCACUUACUUUGCCUCCUUUUCACCUAAACUUGCUUUAACUUAAAAUGUGUCUUAAAACAUGGAGGCACCAAAGGAACAAUAAAAAGCAACAUUGAGGAAAAAAAAA
Messenger RNA from Haplochromis burtoni (Burton's mouthbrooder), 2703 nucleotides. It is a transcript of the gene ttll9, whose product is annotated as tubulin tyrosine ligase-like family, member 9. Gene Ontology annotation, cellular component: cilium. The record is from RefSeq and is a predicted model, not a curated record. Gene Ontology annotation, biological process: protein polyglutamylation; microtubule cytoskeleton organization. Gene Ontology annotation, molecular function: tubulin-glutamic acid ligase activity; tubulin binding. Lineage: Eukaryota; Metazoa; Chordata; Actinopteri; Cichliformes; Cichlidae. The coding region runs from base 145 to 1440 and encodes 431 amino acids. The transcript has 14 exons.